Ceraceosorus guamensis is the source of this 1140-nucleotide messenger RNA. RefSeq lists its product as hypothetical. The transcript is spliced from 3 exons. Bases 250 to 1140 code for a protein of 296 amino acids. Lineage: Eukaryota; Fungi; Basidiomycota; Exobasidiomycetes; Ceraceosorales; Ceraceosoraceae. The record is from RefSeq and is a predicted model, not a curated record.
GGAUGAGCCCCCCCCCCAUCAAAUAAGUCCAAAAGUCACGAGUUCGUGUGCAUGGAUGUGUGCGCCGACUUGACUCAUUACUACCACCUGCACACCACCCAAGCAAGCAAGCAAGCAGACAACGAAAGUUAGCAAACAGGCUUGCGCGGAGAGAGAAAGAGAGAGAGGUAGAGAGAGAAAGAGAGAGAGAAAGAGAGGGGGGCAGAUCAGCAUCCGCAUCAGCAUCAGCGCUGCUUCUGUGCGUCAGCCAUGUCGACUAAGCGCAAGGCCGACUCAGCGAGCGCGGGUGCGGGUGCGGGUGCGGGUGCGGGUGCGGGUGCGGGUGCGGGUGGAGCGUCCAAAAGUGCUGCUGCUGCUGCUGCUGCUGCUGCUGCUGCUGCUGCUGCUGCUGCUUCUGCCAGUGCGUCGACGAGCGGAAAGAGCAGGAAGAGGAUGAGCGAGAUCGAUGAAAUCUUCUCAGCUGGAGGAGGUGGAGGUGGAGGUGGUGCUGGUGCUGGCGGCGCUGGCGGUGGUGGAGCGACGAGAGGCGAGAAAGUUGGGAAAAGGGGGGAUGGUGGAGCUGCGAGCGGGAGCGCGAGUGCGAGUGCGAGCGCAAACCAAGUCGGACGGAAGGAGAAGAAGCGCAAAAAAGUCGAUCGUCGGAUUCCAGAUGCUCAUCAGGCUGUCAAUGACGGUGCUGAUGCUCGAGCUGCGGCGGCGGCGGCGGCGGCGGCGGCGGCGGUAGAGGUGCACGAUCCAUCGGCUGGUCUGGCAGGUGGAAGUCUUGUCGACUCGCACUCGCACUCGCACUCGCACUCGCACUCGCACUCGCGCAAGGUGGCAUCGGUGAAUGAGAUGCAGACUGGAACGGGGACGGGGACGGGCAGAGGCAGAGGCAGAGGCAGAGGCAGAGGCAGAGAGGCAGAUGGAGAUGGAGGCGCGGCGGCGGCAUUCGUGCUGGACGAUGAGGAUCUGGCUUUUGCGGAUUCGAGAGGUACGCGCAAGAGGACGGAUGAAGGAUUUAGAAUCUUUACAGAGGACGAAUUGGGAUUGACGAAAAAUCUGACCGGAGGAGACUGGCUAGGGUUUUGUGUUGGGAUGAUGACGAGCGACAUUGUGCGCCUGCUCCUCCUCCUCCUCUCGUCAACACAUGCUCGAUGA